Molecule: messenger RNA, 940 nt
Organism: Triticum urartu
Lineage: Eukaryota; Viridiplantae; Streptophyta; Magnoliopsida; Poales; Poaceae
Source: RefSeq, a predicted model, not a curated record
GCCUACUGUUCAUCAAAUUCAUCUUUGCAUCGCUUAACAAGAAUAUUACAGGGGUACUUUGCUGGGAAUCCAGUGACUGACGACAGGUUUGACAGAGCUGGUACAAUCCAAUUUUUUCAUGGCAUGGGAAUGCUGUCGGAUGAACUUUAUGAGUUUGCCAAGGAGAGUUGUGGAGGAAACUACAGUGAUCCACCCAAUGCGUUAUGUGCCGAGUCCAUCCAAGCUAUUGACAAUUGCACAAAAGAUAUCAACUUGUCCCACAUCCUGGAGCCCUCAUGCGAGUUGAUAUGGAGCCCCGGGAUUCAGCAGGCAACAGCAAGCAAUGAAACAAGUGGGCUCAGGGUGGAGUACUUGGUUGGUGAUGAUCUCCUGUUUCCCUUCAAGUGUAGAAGCGAUACCUACCAGCUAUCUUAUGUAUGGGCAAAUGAUGAAGGCGUAAGGGAGAGUCUUGGCAUUCGCCAGGGAACUAAGGGGGAAUGGAAAAGAUGUGUUAGCGACAUACCGUACACCAGAGAUAUCACAAGUACAGUAGAGAUUCAUUCGAGGCUACGUAGAGAAGGAUAUCCAGCGCUGAUAUACAAUGGCGACCAUGAUAAGGAGUUUUCCUUCGUUGGCACUCAAGCAUGGAUAAGAUCUCUUAACCUGCCUAUCACAGAUGACUGGAGACCAUGGUAUGUUGAUGGCCAGGUUGCAGGAUUCACAAGAAGUUACUCCACUAACCUAACGUAUGCAACUGUGAAGGGUGCUGGGCAUACUGCUCCAGAGUACAAGCCCAAGGAGUGCCUCGUGAUGUUCGCCAAGUGGCUUUCCGGUGACCCUCUGUGAAGAAAGGAUGACCUUUGUUUGGAUGAGUGUGUGUCAGUGCCUGUUUGUCGCAUCUAACUAAAUUUGAAAUAAGCAAGGUUCCUAAAUAGAACCAAACAUUGUUCCCCUGCUUGGA